UAACCUGUAGCGCCCCUGGUGGAUAUCCAAUAUCUCCAAAAAUUUCUAAUAACAAAGAGUUUUAUUUACGAAGAUGGCGGAUCACAUGGUCAGAGAGUUGGAAGCUGCGGCACAAAUAAUUUUAGCACCCCCAAAUGUUGUAACGGCUGAACAGCGUCAGUCAGCAGAGGCUGUUUUUUUAAAUUUUCGGAAAACAAAGUCACCGUACGAGUUGUGUCGAACCAUAUUAGAGACGAGCACUGUCGAUUAUGUACUUUUCGAGGCAGCAGGACUCGUCAAGGCAGCUCUCAUCAGAGAAUGGAAUUUAUUACCGAGCAGUGAUAUUAUAUCGUUCAGGCAGUAUCUCCUGCACUACAUCAUUAGUAAACCAACGCUUGCACCAUUUGUCAGGGAACGAAUACUCCAGGUUAUUGCCAUAAUGGUGAAGAGAGGUAGCAUUGAGGAUAAUGGAGAAGAGAGGAGAGCAAUGCUCAACGAAGUCGAGGGUAUGGUUAUGAGUGGUGAUAUGCAGAGGCAACUUCUUGGCUGCAGCAUGAUAUCAGCUCUGAUGCAGGAGCACGCAUCGACAGUUAAAUCGUCGGACGUUGGGUUGAGGUGGGAAGUGCAUUUCAAUGCUAAAAAACAUUUUGAAUCAACCGAUUUGAAGCGUAUAUUCAAAUUCAGCAUAAGUGCCCUGUCAGAGCUAACGAAGGACGGAAUCCCUGAGGCGAGUCUGCCACUCGUCAAGCAUUUACUCUCAAUUGCUGAGGGGGUUCUCGUCUGGGGUUUUGUGUCCGCUAAUUUGCCUAAAAAGCUCAUCGGGGUUUUUGAGGCUGUCUACGAGUCUGAUAGCAGUCCUGCCCUUCGAAUGGGGCCUGUCUGGCAGGAGGUUAUCCUCGAGCCAGUUCUGCCAGUGUUCUUCGGGUUGUACUGGAAGGUCAGGACAAAUCCUCAACUAGCCCAUCACGCCAGGAACUGUCUCGUACAGCUUGCCAGUCUCAACGGUGGAGUUGUUGCCAUCUACGCAAUUCAGAUCGAGUACCUCACAAAUUACCUGAAUGAAUUUCUCAAACUUGUCUCCAAUAUUGAGAUAAUCGAUCAGGAGGCAUUUGGGAUUGCCAAUAUGGUACGCAAGCUCAUCACGUUCUUCCGUCCAGCUUUGAAUUCAAUCCCAGAAGAGAUAUUACGAUCAUUCAUGGAACAAGUGUCAAGACUGACAUGUAUAUUCGCUGAGGGAGCUGCUCAGGAGGAAUCCAUAUGCGCUCAGGAUUGCCUAUACAUGGAGGCCUUUGAGAAGAUGUUGGAGACGUGGUCCUCGGUGCUGUCAGAGGGCCAUCUGUUCCCCGCUGAGUUCUGCCAGCAGAGUUCCGCGCAAAUAUUCAAUGUCUAUCUCAAGUGUCAUCUUUCUGCCCCAGAGGGUACCAGAAAUUCUCAGGACGAUCCCAACGAGGACAUUGACAACUGCGAGGAAGACGAUCGAGCGAAAUACAAGGAACAACUCCAGACGAUUGGUAAUUUUGGAAGGCAGGUCCUUAGUCACUCCCUCCCUGUCCUCUCUCACCUCCUCGAAACAAGAACGAGUAAGUUGAGACAGCAGUUGAGCCAGCUGGUGGGUCAACCCAAGACUCUCAACAUGAAUGCCAAUUUGAAAGAACUGUACGAGGACCUCCACUGGCUGGUGCUCAUUGCUGGGCACGUCCUCUGCAUGGAAUCCGAUGGAGAAGCUGCUCUGAUACCCUCAGAGGUGAUGAAGUACAGCAUUGAGCAGCCACAACAGGGUCGAGUGGACGUAAACGUGUCUCUACAGCUGUUGGCAUCUCUGGGGCACAAUAUCUCUGAGAUUCAAGGUGCUGAGGAAUCCGCAGAUCACGUCAUUCGACUGACAGCCGCAGUGUUUCGACUUUGUGAAAUUGAGAAGACAGCAAUUGGGGCCAAUAUUGCUGAUACUUUAAGCCCAGAAUUGAGCAGUACAAUCGUCUGGUUUUUGCGGAGGUGGUCGCUGAAUUAUUUACUACCCUACCCUAUUGAGAAUUAUUACACUCAAAUAAGUCCAACUCUUUUACAAGCCUUUGGAUAUGAUAGCCUGGGGGCACCCUGGCUCGCCAAUUUUUUCAUAGAGAAGGUCGAGUGCAAUGUUAACACUUUCAAAGGCGAGCAGAAUCUCAUAAAAGGCACGAUGCAGUUGCUGGUUGCACUGGUUGAUUCACAAUCAAAAGCUGCUUACAUGCUCAAAUCCGAGAGGUUUAGAAAUCUCAUUGAUUUAGCAAUUAAAACCCAAUUACCGCAGACUGCGAAACGAGGAUUGAUGAGGGCAAUUGUUCAGGCUGGAGCUGCUCUGCCUAAUGAGAGCAAUGAAGGAUACUGGAGGCAGACACUCGAACCACUGCAUGAUAGGUUCAAACAGAUUGUGUCGAAUAAUAAUUUCUCGAGAUCGUAUCACCAAGAGGAGGUGAGAGUCCAGAUCAUUGAUGUCCUGGAAUCAUUCAUUGGGGCUGCUCAGGGCGUUCAGGCUUCUACUGUCAAGCCAGUUUUUAAUUAUAUAUCUCCAGUACUGGCGGAGCUUGCCAAUGCCCUCGGACUCUAUCACAAUUAUCAGGAGAUGGUGCAGUUGAUUUUGGAGCUGUUCUGCGAGUGUACGAGAAGAAUGCUCUGUUAUCUGCCUGAACCUCAGAGCAUCAGGGUCUACGAGGCCUGUCUCCAGAUCAUUCAGACUUAUGCCAGGUGCAAUACCAAUCGACUGACUGUCGAUGUCACCAAAGAGGAGGACACCUUUCAGGAUAUUCUCCUGCUUAUGCAGCUGUUGACAAAUUUAUUGAGCAAAGAUAUUCUUGAUUUGAGUCAGAGCGAGGCAUCUCCUGGGCAGGAACAGCAGCAACAACCUGUAAAACCUGCUGAUGUCUUUCUUUUUGGAUUGAAUAUUGUCAUGCCCAUGAUGACUAUUGAACUCCUUAAAUUUCCAUCACUUUGUCACCAGUAUUUUAAAAUGAUAACAUUUGUCUGUGAGAUAUAUCCAAAGAAAGUUUGUGAACUUCCCUCUGAGUUACUUCAACAAUUAAUGGCUUCAGUCGAACUUGGACUAUUCUCAUUUGGCCAUCAAAUAACAGUAUUGUGCUGCGAUAUUAUUCAAGUAAUGGCGAAACAUAUUUAUACUGAGGUGGAUAUAGGGCAACCGAGGAAUCAGCUGAUGGCACCGUUUAUGAAUCUGCUGAUGAAUCUCAUUCUAUCGAACCAAAUAGAUUCCGAUCUAGUAUCAACUACUAGUAUACCCUUGUAUUUCCUGAUCUGCUGUUAUCAGGAGCAAUAUCACGCACUUGUACAAAAUUUUUUGGCCGCUCAACGAGACCCAGAGAUCGCCCAGAGACUGACUGUUGCAUUCAACAAUCUCACGAGGAACGUUCAAUUGAACACAGAGCGAAUUUCAAAACUCAAGUUUAGGGAUAAUUUUGACACUUUCGUUGUGACUGUUCAGGGCUUCAUGCUGGUUAAAUAGAAAUGAAUUGACGUUAUUUACUCAUCACAAUACUCUUAAUAUAAUAUUUUUCAAUUUCACCCUCCCAUUUAUCCACUCGAAAUAUUUGUUUUUAUAUUUUUCGAAGGAGAUUGUUUUGCAUUUUCACGAAGGAGAUUUGAUGAGGACCCAUGGAAUGUGCUUAAUUGGGGGAGAUAACUUUUACGUGAUUGAUGAUACACCUGAUGUAUAUGUGAGUGUAUAUACAGCUAUAAAUAGAUUGGUUUAUUGAGACUGCGGGGGAAAUUUAAUCAUGAGAAUAAGUGGGAUAAUGUAAUUAUGUAAGAAAGAUAAGUCGAUUGAUUCAGACUCGUAUUAUUUUAUUUCUUCACGAGAAUAACGAUAUUGCCAAGAUAAAUGCAACUUUACAUGUACAUACAUCUCGUUCUAUGUUUACUUAUUGUUUAAGUAGAUUAAGUUAACGUCGUGAAUAAAUGAAAGAUAGAUGACAAUUUUAUUGAAAGUUUUACUCUACGAUGCAUAUUUAAAUACUAAAUAUUAUGAACUCAAAGUGUAUUGUCUUUCUUCGUGAAUGAGAAUAAUUUAAAAAAUGAAAUAUUUUUUAAACGAUAGAUUUUAUUAUUACGACUAGGGGACUUGUCCACGUGGAUACAUUGAUAUGUGGGUUUGUUUAUCCUUCAAAAAUUCUCCAAGUGUGAAUUAUUUCCAAAUUUCUUCCACCAUUUUUUUUUUCAUCGUCUAUAUGUAUAAUAAUAUAUAAAUUGUAUACACCCUCAUUAAAAAUUAUUUGCCUGAUUCACACAUGCAAUACGUUCAAGUACAUCGUAGUUAUGUCAUUUCGUUCCUUAUUUUAUUGGUUAAAUUGCCGUAAAGGAUUAGGAAAUAAUUACCCUGUAAAGUAAGGGAUAUACUCGAAACGCCGCUUAUUGUCCGCAUGCCCUUUGCAUACUACAUUUUCAUUUGUGCGAGUAAUUAUUAUUUAUUUUGAUCAGAGAGCCUUCGAUAUAAUGUUUUUUUUUAUAUUAAUCAUAAUAAAAGAUGCAUAAAUUGUAUGCAGUUUGUAUUGUUCAUGUGCCGACGUUAUUCUACGUGAAUGCACCAUUAAUACACAGCAAUAUGUAUCACAGAAUCAAUGCGUCAUUUCUGUUUAUCGUUUCAAUUGAGAAUAAACCGAAA
Fopius arisanus is the source of this 4624-nucleotide messenger RNA. RefSeq names its product exportin-4-like. Gene Ontology annotation, biological process: protein export from nucleus. The transcript is spliced from 3 exons. The record is from RefSeq and is a predicted model, not a curated record. The coding region runs from base 74 to 3469 and encodes 1131 amino acids. Gene Ontology annotation, molecular function: nuclear export signal receptor activity. Gene Ontology annotation, cellular component: nuclear pore; cytoplasm. Lineage: Eukaryota; Metazoa; Arthropoda; Insecta; Hymenoptera; Braconidae.